AGAGCAUAUCACGAGACAUGAGCACAAGUUCGCUCCAGUUAUGUCCGCCAUUUUGCUGCUCGGAUGGCGAACGCGGACCGAAGCAGUCAUCCAUCACUAGAACACAGUAUGAAACGUUCCCACAUCCACGAUCAGAUCGUCACGUCUGCUCAGUUUAAACAGGCUACCGCUGAACCAACUACGGUAAGUAUCGCGGACAUGUCGUGUUCCAGAGGUGUCCCGGAUGAACCUAUUCAAAAUGGCGGCGACAGCAUCGAGGAGAUCAUUGAAAGAUAUACUCAGCGUCAGGGCCUGAUGAAGGUGUUAACGAACGAAGCGAAAGAUUUAUCCAUGGACAAAGCUGGCCAACUCAACGGCGAAACAUCGGCAAUACCAGCCGAACAUUUAAUAAGUGUGCCGAAUGGAUCAGCCGAAUCGAAUCUUGACCUGGUCAGAAACAAUCCACCACACGUCGAGGAACACAAUCUUGUUGUAGCUGUCAGCGGCGUCAACAACAAUCAAGCAGAGCCUUCAGAAUUGAGACAAGAACGCUCCAUCUUCGAACAUAUCAACGGGAAUUUUAGGCCUCCGGUUAUCCUCGCCCAAAACCAUGUCAAUGGAAAUGUCUCCAACGGGACUGGAACUAUUGACACUCCGAUAGAGACCAGAGUUGCCACGAACACAAGUCGUGUAACUGUGGGAGAAGAAAAGGAGGAAAAAACGGGCAACGCGAUAGACGGAAGUAAUAUUUUUGAACGUGUGAGGAUUAAUUCGUAUAUCGACAGCUUAACUCAGCAAACAAUUAACACAAGGGAGGGAAACGGAGGAUUUCCUUUCUCAGAAAAGCUCCGACGGUUGACGAAUAUAAACAAAGAAGGUGCGAAUAAUAUGUCUACUACGGUACAACCUUUAAGAACAGGCUACGAUGCCGCCUUUAAACAGCUGACUCCAACGAAUGCGAACUCAGGUACUAACACUAUUGCGGCACGACUUGUGAACAACGGUCAUCUUCAACCUGUUGGAGCACAAAUUAUUAUUCCGCCAGAGCCGCCGAAGGUAGACUCCAACCUUAUAUUUCCUUCAGUGACGCACUUAAACUACCCCAAUGCGGUUUCAAGUUCUGUUGGUGCAAAACAUUCGUAUUCAAGUCGAGACGUUGUGUCUGGGCACCAGAACAACAACGUGAACUCAAGGCCUGUUCAACCAGCAAACGCAGUGGGAAAACUUAACCUUAUCAGUUUAGACUCUACACGAAGCGCUGGAGAAAUGCUAAACGGAGAGAAGAAGCAGACGAACUUAAAGGCUACUCACUUAGUUGGCCCUUUUAUCGGAACCGGACCCCCUCCUCCAAAUACCUACGUGGCAGCAGUCAGGCCUGCGCAUGUGCAGUCCUUACCGAGUGGCUUCCAAAUUCCAGCGUUCACUCAAUUACGAGCGGUUUCCUCACCGCUUAAAGGACGCUCCGCACCAUCCAGCUUUCAGCUGGUAUUGCCAGUCCUUUCGCCCGGGACGAUACCUAGAUCAUCCGUGGUCAACCAAAUUAUUAUGCCCUCGCCAGUUCCUCAUGCUGCUUUAGAGAGGAACAAGGCAUCGAUUCGAAAACAGCGCGAUCUGAUUUGUUCCGAAAGACUUAUUUCGUCACCCGAAGUGCCAGAGAGAAUGUUUAGACCAGUAUCCCCAGCUAAGAGUGUACUUAAUGAGAGAACUUCACCGCGCUUUACUUAUACACAAGUUCCGUGUCAAGCGCCGAGUGACUUUUCUCCGCUACGAGCUCGACGAGCAAUUUUGUCGCAGAAAAAUGACGUAGACAGAAGGGGCUCUGUGGAGGAGGAGCUCGCAGAUCAGUCUUAUGAAUGCGCGUUACGUGAAUCGGCAAACAGUCCCGAUAUUGAGAGGUAUUUACGUUGCGAGUCACCAGUGACGAUUCAAUCCUCCCCGAACACACGAGCAAAUAAUUACGCUUGUGGGAACAUUUCUUCUACGGAAUCGCUCGUCUCGCCUCCUGUGGCGAGCAACGGUGAUUCCCAAAAUGUUAUAUUUCCAGAUAAACCAAGCACACCAGACACGCCCGUUUCGCCGGGUGUGGUGUGCGAUGACGAUUCGGAAAAUGUUGAAAUAUCAGCAACCAUAGUGGAAGAAUGCCAGGAUGAUAGUCCUCGGGCUAAAACACCUGAAAUAAACGAUAUCGAAAUUGGUGUCCAGGACACCGAGGACACCGACGACGUGUCAAAGAAAAAGCAAAACAGUGCGAUGAUUCGUCGCCUCGAGGCCAGGCUUCCAUCGCCGGUGCGUGAACGUAGCGGAGGAGACUUGUACCGAGACCCGAGCGAAUUAACGCGCGAAGAGAGAGCUCUUCAACGAGCUAUGAUACAAUUCAGCGAGAUGGAAAUGAAGGAGAAAACUAAAGGAAUAAAAAAGAAAGACUCGUUAAAAAGGCGCCUUAGAAAACGGCCAAAGGAUAAACAAACAACAGUGUUAAAUGGUGCCAAGAAACAGUCAGGAGCCAAUGUUUGGUUGAAAAAACUGAAACGUAGAAGACUGUGGUUUUCACAGCGAAGAAGCGUAACUGUUAAAUCUACAGCCCAAGAGGAUAACAGGACUGCAAAAAGUAGGGGACCUCAAGAAACAGUGGUUGUUAAAAGGAAACGUUUGAACUCGACAAAUGCCAAUAAGGAUGAACAACCUAAACGAAAAAGAAAACGCUUGGAAACAGUUACAGACAAACGAACCUUUGAUGCCAAACCAGAGGAUACUUCACAAACAACAGCGGUCUCACAAAGCCACAAACACGCGGAUAAUAAACCGGCCGAAGUGAGAAGACAUUCCUCUGACACGCGUGCUCCUCAAGAAACCAAAAAGGAAAACGUCCCACAUAGUACUUCACAUAAAAGGUCCAUUUCUACUGGAGACAUGGGAAGGAAGGUUGUUAAACGUGCAAGGGUAGAGAUAGAACCACUGCGGGUUAAUAGACAGGAAGUCGCUCUACCCAAAAAUGCCGACGGCGGAAAAACAGACAGAAGUCACCGUGUGAAGACAUACAUGCUUGUUACUGCAUAUCAAGGCUUCAGGGAUUUCAAGCCAAUAGUUCUCGAAUCUCGAACACGCGGGAAGUCGAAGCAACCAGACAGUGAACCGCCACAGCAGAACACUAAACCGUCAGAGUUCCCUUUACUCGUGGUGGAAAGCGUGAAUUCAAAACCUGUGAAAAACAGUAUCAUUGCCGAGAACGAAGAAGUCCAACAAAUAGUAGAAAAUUGCCUGAAGGCGCGCGGUAAAUGGCGAGUUGAUGAGGCACUGGAAGAGGAUACCAUUGAGGAUGAUAUCCUAAAAGAAGCCAGGAAGCUUAACGUGAAUCGCAACACAGGAGAAACCAUUUUACACAAAGCGGCUCGAUUAGGCUAUCACGAAACGGUUCAUCAUCAUAUACAUCAAGGUAUCGAUCCCAACGCCAAGGACAACGCUGGUUGGACGCCAUUACACGAGGCUUGCUCCAGAGGCCAGGUUGACGUCGUCAAGGUCUUGGCAAAGUACGGUGCUGACGUCAAUGCGUGCUCUAAUGACGGUAUUCGACCCAUUCACGACGCGGCGGAAGGAGGUCACGUGGACGUACUGAGAGUUUUGUUAUCGUAUGGCGCAGAUCCCCUUCUCGCAACGUACUCUGGGAACACUGCACUCAGCUGCACCAAGGAUCCGAACGCGAGGACGUUCCUAGAAGGUUUCCUGGAGGAUGUCGACUUGAGGAGCCCUACGUUAUCUUCAAAUGAAACCGAGGGAUGUUGGGAAUUUGGCGGAUCUUGUCCCGUUUUGGAUGCUUCGCCAGAUCACACGACGGGUAUUUUUGAAGCAGUUCCAAAAGAUGGAAGUAUUGUUGAUGGGGAAUUUGAGAUAUGUGACAGGCCACACCUGCCGACCUACAAUCUGCCAGUGAUGCAGAACGACGAAUUAACAUCCGGGCGACGAAAUUACGUUCUCCUCUCCGACAUUCUAGAGCACCUCCGAAUAGGCCGAGGUGCACUUUUGAAAAAGGCCAAAAGACUCGACAUACGUGAAAUGCCCUGGUCUCAGUUCAUGAAUGAAAUCGCUGACAAACCCUUGUGUGUCGUACCCAAGUAUUCCCCGCCGGAUAGCAGCACACAAGAGGGUGUGGCGGAACUUGUACCGAUAAACUACAACCUUAGAAGGCUUCUAAACAUCAGAGUGGAAAGCGUAAAUAUGACGUGAAUCAUUCCUGGAUCACCCAUCCCACCCUAGAAUAAAUCGAGGCGCUGGUGGCCCCCCCCGUCUCUCCCCUCCAUCCCACCUCCCCCAUCAGGAAUAAAUGCCAAGCAGGAAGGAAAAUUGUUAUUUUUUAUCAAUCACCAAAUGCAGCGAAGUCUGUAAGGAUUGAGAUUAAGAGCAGUGAUAAUGCAUUUUCCGUCGAGUGGAAGUUAAACUCGUAUCGCUGUUAUCUCUCAUGGCAAAAAAGCUAACAGAUACAAUGAAAUUGUCGGAGAAUAGAGUAAGUUUCUGGAAAUCGAACUAGUCGCGUUUCUCAUUGUAUGCAGUUGGUCCCCGAUAUGAAUCCUCUCAAAUGCUUUGGCUGUGUAACUCUACUAAGGGUAGCAGAAUUAUCUGUGGUGACGAACGAGUGUCUUUAAAUGCAAGAAUCGUCACACAAGGAACUUAUCUUUUGAUCUUGAACUGUCAUCAGGGGCGAUACAUCUUUUAAAAGUUCAUAAAAGAUGUCGUACUCAAAUUAUGUCUGUUCCCAAAGUUAUCCCCUUGUACAACUUACAGAUGCGACCUCCUUGUUGUUCAUUUGUGAUCGUACAAUUUGAGAGAAUUGUUUGUGAUUUCAAGAUAAUUCUGUUUGGUGUUAUCUGGUCUUUGGGUAAUGAGGUUAAAUUAAGCGAUAAAUAAGCUUUUGAGUUAAAAUUCUUUGGUCCUCUGGAGUUAAAAUUACUUUGAAAUGUCAAUAAAUGUAUCCCUUCGUUUCUUUUUUUUUUUUGUUAACAGUUUGUUAAUGUUUCCAUGGCUAGCCGUAGCCUCAAACGCAGUCUUUUUCAGGGCUCGUCACGCGCUCCUCUGCGGAGGGGAAAUGGCGUGACGGACCAAAGAGGGUCUGCUCGGAGGCUGUGGGCUACUUACAGCUUAGGUUUUUUUGAGGAAUUUUCAAAGAAUCGCUGAUGUCAAGAUAAAUGUAGAAAAGUUGGAACAAGAUGUUCUUAGUUUCUCGUAGUUCCCCUUUUAGCCUCCGAACGCAGUCGGUGUCGGUUGUGUAAUACUGUGAAGGGCUAAUUUUGUCUCAUUCUUUUAUCGCCUCACUCGGCUAAAAAGCAAUACAAUAUUUAUAUGAGUCAGUAGAUCAGACUGAGAUUCUUUUACGGCAUUGUUUACAGCAUCAUCAUCAUUAUCAUCAAGAACGGUCGUUUCUAGUUGUUUAAAGGGUUCGUCGUCUUUAAUUCAAAGUGGUUUACACAUUAUUUAAACAGCCUCUUAAGAAACUUGUCAGCUCUUUCUGAACAAGAGCCUUAUUUUUCAAGGAUUAAAUAGUUGAUAUUUUUAGUAAAG
Molecule: messenger RNA, 5529 nt
Organism: Orbicella faveolata
Lineage: Eukaryota; Metazoa; Cnidaria; Anthozoa; Scleractinia; Merulinidae
Biological process (GO): negative regulation of transcription by RNA polymerase II
Cellular component (GO): nucleus
Molecular function (GO): transcription corepressor activity; protein binding
Source: RefSeq, a predicted model, not a curated record